AUGGCCACCAAGUGGUUCACUGGGGCGCCCUUCGGGGUUCAGAGCCACAGGUUCGACGUCUCUGCUGUUUAUCCCAACCAGAAGAAGUUCAGCACCUUCACAGAGGCCCCGUACUCCAGGGCUUAUUCCAUAGACGUGUCCCACAUAGGGCCUGGGUCCUAUGGCUGCAAGGAGACCUGCUUCAGCAAGAAGAAGCUGAAGAAGGAGGUGGGCACAGGCUGGGCCAGGGCCCAGGAAGCCACCCGGCUGACCCAGCUGCCCCACUUCCAGUACCAGACCAUCAUGAGAGAGAAGCAGCUGCAGAAAGAGAAGCUGGGGCCUGGCUCCUACAACUUCAAAGACUUCUUAGAACAGCUGCAGCAGAAACCGGGCAGCACUCGGGGGCUGCUCAGCUCUGGGGAGAUUCGCUUCCGAGGACUCAUUGGGAACUACUAUCCAGGCCCUGGAAAUUACGGGGAGAAGGGCAACCCCUACACGAAGCUGGAGGAGAGCACCUGGAACCGGUCUCAUUCUGAGGGCCUCAUGUGCAGGAUGACCAACAAGCCACCCCCCUUGGCUCACCAGGGGAGUGGUCUGGCCCCUGGCACCUACACCAUCAAAAGUGGCAUCGAGGCGUACCUGGCACAAUCCACGGGCACCCGAAGCCUCUAUGACACGUUCUCUGGCGACCGAAGCAAGCCCCAGCCUUUUGGAUAUCACUCUGUGCAGAAAAUAAAGCCCAGGGAACUGAUGAAUUUCAAGAGCUUCGUGGAAGAACUGAACUCACGUCACAAUAAGAAACGUGGAGUUUUUUCAAAACUUCCCCGCAACCCAGAAACCCCUACAGAAAGAAUUUACUGGGCCACCCUUAGCCAGUGUCCCCGAAAGCUAGCCACGUCUGGUCCAGGUAUGUGGCUUCCUCCAGAGAAGGAAUGCAGACACAUCAAGCAGCCACCAUUCCUGCUGUCCUCCAAGCGGAUAGGCAUAAAGGACUAUCAGAUGAUUUUGGGAAGCUGGAACCCCAUAGGUGUGGGUCGCUACCUCAACACCAGGCUGUUAGAGACAAAGGACCAUCGGCAGCGGUACCGGUCCCUGUUCAUGGGCGGAUCCAAGCGCCACCCCUCGGACCCUGCCCGGGACAGGCUUAUGCAGGAAAGAAUCACACCUUUUACUAAGGGGAAGUACCCUCCAACUGUGGAUCAUAAUUCAGAUCCUAUUCCCUAAAGCCGCACACGAAGGACAGCCUGCAGUGACCGGAGGACCCAAAGGCCUGAAGACAAAUCUAGGAAUGGGAGGAUAAAAGUGGGGAUGGGGGGUGGUCUUGGAGAAGGGACACAUGGGACGCCUGGGAGAGGGCAGAGGGGUGGUGGGAUGACAUUUACUGGCGACAUCAACCCAGAAGUCACCAUGUCUACUGUGACAGCUGGGGACCAGAUAUCUUUUGAUACAAGA
This is a messenger RNA of Vicugna pacos (alpaca), 1431 nucleotides long. RefSeq names its product ciliary microtubule associated protein 2 (gene CIMAP2). NCBI's taxonomy places the organism in Eukaryota, Metazoa, Chordata, Mammalia, Artiodactyla, Camelidae. The record is from RefSeq and is a predicted model, not a curated record.